Blastomyces gilchristii SLH14081 is the source of this 7364-nucleotide messenger RNA. RefSeq names its product creatine transporter. The transcript has 2 exons. Lineage: Eukaryota; Fungi; Ascomycota; Eurotiomycetes; Onygenales; Ajellomycetaceae. The record is from RefSeq and is a predicted model, not a curated record. Gene Ontology annotation, biological process: sodium ion transmembrane transport. Gene Ontology annotation, cellular component: membrane. Bases 4727 to 6688 code for a protein of 653 amino acids.
AUCACCAGAAGGGCGCGUUGAGGUGGGCCAAUCCCGGCUGUUGAUUGGGCUGGGCGGCUCCGAUAUCGGUCUCUACCGCCAGAUAUACGUCUGCGUCAAACGCACCUUUUCAAGGCUCCAUUCCUCCAUCUUCCUUGAUUAUCACAUCUUUUCUUGAGAAUCACAUAACUAUUUCCUGCGUCGUUAAUGUUGCGCUACUUCGAGAUUCCGCCAGACAGAACUUCCUUCCAGCUAUGUUCAAGCACACGAAGCAGACUGAGCCUAUAAGAUACUCGCCUCGACUCGACUACCAUACCUCAUUUUCUCCUCAUAGCGGCCCGGGGGCCUACCCCAGUAUGGUAUUUGGACAUCUCCAUGGCCCUUUGGGGUGAGAAUAUGUGCAGUAUCUUGAACAGCUAAAAGUCAUGGUCGGGCCUGUCUCUUGUUCCCGGCUUGUCAACCAUCUCCAUUCACCACGUUCCUAGGACACCUCCGUUGAGGUGCCAGUCGAUGACUACGCCGCCACCAUUGAAUAACAACGUGGACACAGGACUCGCCUGAACUGUUCCGAAUCACACUUCCUCUCCCGUUAGAUUAUAGAGGACGGACCGUUCCAACCUACAGCAGAUGUUGGAGGAGAUACACGCUGACUACGCGCAGUUAGAUCAGUCAUGCCUAACAUUCGACUUAUCCACAGAGCGAUCGAGAAAAGACGGGCUUGCAGGCGUACCUGUUUCCAAACCCCCCUGUACACCCCUCCCCUUAGAAGAUAAGAUACCUCCCACCCUUCGAGCAACAAAUUGCAAGAUACAGUGACGACGCCGAAAUGGUCUGGAAUCCACACUAUACUCGAGAGGGCACUGGUUAGGAGCUUUGUUAGGGCUGUGGUUGAUGAUGAGGAGAAAGAAGCUGGCUGGCGUUUCUGCGUGGAGCAUGGCGCUAAAAUGCCUAGUGCCGCUGAUGAUGGGGUACCUAGAGGUCAACACGUUCUCGAUCAUUGUUCGGAUAAGCAGGCUGUGGAACGAUAUAGUAACUGCUUUGGUCCAAUUCGCGAAAUCGAGUGUUGCUUGCCACUUUGAUCGACUCAUUACUAAGUUUCCGCUCUGACACAGAGCUGCCUAUAGACAUGAGAGGAAAUCCUGCUUGACGGAGGAUUUUUAUUUUUAUUUUUAUUAUACUUAGACAACCCAUAUGUCUAAACUUGCCAGGAGAAAGAUUUCAGCAAAGCAAUUGCAGGGUCGCGCUAUAAGCUUGAAAUUUCGUGAAAACCAAGUUGGGCUUGCGUUGCCGCCAAAAAUGAAGGUGCAAAAAAAAAAGAAAAAAAAAAUCCAAACUGAUGGCGAGGCACAGUCCAAGUGCUCUGCUUUAUUCUCGACAGGAAAGGGCCGCCCCAGCCCAGCCAAGGUUCAUAUCAUGUCAUCUGAGGGAUGGAUGGAUAGGGAGAUUACAUAACGCCUGCAGGGUCGUCUAUCCCGAGAAACUAACCGAAAACGCUAGCACCGUGUUCCCGGUAAUGGGUUGCAGCAGUAGCAGCAAGCGCCUCAUGGCACUCGUGAGGGUGCAACCAUCGAAUGGCAAGGCCUCACUUCAAGAAUAAUUGAUGGGCUCAGGAUUCGGCCGAAAGCGAGGGAGCUAGGCUGACCAAUGACACAGCUACGAUGUACUUGGAUGAUGAGUUAACGACUGAAUACGGGGUACAGGCAUGGGGAGUCAAUCGGUCUGCUUCAAGGGGAAUUAUUAUUAUUAUUAUUAUUGGCCUCGAGCAGGAUUGUCUGCUUCCCAAGUUCACCAUCGCACCGGAGGCUGAAUCCUAUAUUUAUGCCAUGCUGUCUGAUCACGCAGGAGAGCUGUUGAGCAUGGCCACCCCUGUCUAUUACUUUCACGUGUAACCCGUCAGAGUGAGACUGAAAAUGUUGACCCGGGUUGACUGAAGAGUCUGAUUGGUAAUGAAAAGAUCUUGCUCUGGUCAAGAUACGUUCGUAUAUCGGGUUUCUAGCUUUUAUUUUUUAUUUUUUAUAUUUUUUCCCCCUUUUAUCGGCUAAUUUUCAGUGCUUUAUGUUCUCCCAAAAAGCUUGGUCUUUUUUGCCGAAGCGAUACUGUCCAUGUACGCACAGUACUGCACCCAACAAUAGGGAUACUGGCAGCUCUAACAAUCCAUAAGGUCUACAAUUACUUCACAUUGACACAUUCAUCACACAUUAUUGGGUGAGAUGGAACGCAAGAAAUGAUUUUUGAUUUUAUUCCGAAGAAUAGGGAGCAAAAAACCCCCAGCUCCGCGAGGACCCCGCGUGUUUUAGACAGUUCCCAUCUGGUUGGUCGGUUCCGCUCAAUUCGAGAAAUUUGAAGCCUGAGCAUCACAGGUAAUUUCUUUUUUUUCAAAUUUUUUUUUCAUAAUUUCUUUUUCACGGGGGCUUGUUGAAUCAUUGAUCGAUCAAUUAUUGGGGUUUCAGCUUUUACAAGGUAAACAUAAGCUUUUGGCUCUCUGCAUGAGAUCUGUCAUUCUCUCCUUCAAUUCUUUCUCGCUAGAUAUCUCUUCUUUCAACCCAGCUCCUCCCUCCGGUUCCUCAACUGAAGGAAGGAAAAAAAACGUCAACGCAUGACACGUUUCCUCUCGCGCUGCUUCCGGGAAAGUGGGUGGGCCGCAGAAAAAAAAAAAUUAGCAAAUUGGCUCUAGUAUUUAAUGCGUGUGGACACGUGUGAGAGGUCGCAGCUAAAGCCCGCUAACAGAUUAAGCGUCUCUUGGCGACGAUGCUCUCGCCACAUCUCCGCUCCGGGGUUGGAGGGGGGGCUUGAAGGAGGGUUGGGGAUAUGCUAAACCUCUUUUAGGGAGGUCCUUAGGGCUUGGCUUGGAGCACGCGAUGGGACCAAGGCCGGGAAUACCCAUGCGGGGGAAGAUGGGGACCGGAGAACCAGACACAACGAUGAUGAUGAUGCUGCUGGUGAUAGGUGACGAUGGUGGCUGAUGAUGACAGAAUUGGGCUCGCGUGCUUGGCCUCUUGCCCUCUUCAUUUCACGAAGAAGAGGUUUGUUCCGAGCUCCUGCUACCUAUGAACGGUUAGCAGUAAAAGCAACCGGACUGGGGAAUUUUCUGGAGAAUAACCAGACCAGGAUUAUUAUUAACCCAUGUGGAUUCGAGUUGCAGGAAUGUCUCUUCUGCGAAUGAGAUGAGCUCCGUGCGACGUUAGCCGCUCCUCUGAACGGUCUUGAAAUGGGGACUUGGUCCUCCACCUUGGUGAUUGAUUAACCAAUUACGGAUGACACAGAGAAAGGCUUCGAAUUUCCCUAUCCGGGGUACGCUGGGAAUCAUCUGGAAAUCUGACAGCCUUGACCACUACACUCCCGGGAGAAGAGGGGAGAGAGGGGCCCGGGGGGCCACCACCACACUGUUGCGUUGCUGUGAGUUACGGGUAGCAGGAGUAGGAAGAGUGAGAGUGAAAGUGAGAGGUGAGAGCAAGGGUACCGCCGGCAAGCCUGAGAGUACUCUGUACAUGCCCUGUAGAAAGGCGCCAAGUUGACCCCAGCAUAUCAAUACAUCCCCGCGCCAACAGCUAUCUCUCUCUCCGUGUCUCUGUAUCUCUCUUUCUUCGCAAUGUGCUUUGCUGACGGAGGCAAAGUCAAAAAAUACUCCGAGGCCCUCGGGGUAUAAACGACUGAGCGAGAACUGUCGAACUUCGACCACUAGAACCGCAUGGCACGCCUUCCCCCCCCGCCUCUCUCCUCUCCUCUCCUCUUGGGAUCUUGCUUGGGAAUGGAAUUCGAUCGCGAGCAAAACAACACACUAGAUCGCGAAGAACUGGCAGCACGCAACAAAUGGCCAAUCCCCGCUCGCGAGUCGUUAUACGAACACACUUUCCUCCUGUGACAGGUCAGACCGCAGUGCCACGGUCGUAAACGGACAAGCUCGGGGCUAGCAAUUCCCAUUAGUUAGGACUGGGGCCUUGCAAGCAUAUUGGUUAGCCCUAGGUUAGACUCAGGUUAGCCUCACGUUAGGGCGCCCACACUAGCGCGACCCACCGAACGCAGCACUAAGCACUGUAAGCAGUCGACCGGGGUGACGGCGGUGAUGGCGGUGAUGGCGGUGCUGGUGAAAAGUCCCGUUCCGCUGUGGUGCGGGGUCCAGCAGCGGGGAUGGGAUUCGCGCUGCUGCUGGGCUUGGCGCGAGUCGGCAUUGUAACCCUGGGGCUUGGCGCAGAAAAAACUUCCCCAAAACUUCAUCCGGGAGAUCGUUCUUUUUUUGCAAACCUCCGCCUCCACCACCACUGCCACCACCGCUGCCACCACCGCCGCUGGGUUAACGAACCAACAACGGUCGGCAAUCCAACCUAUUUUUUGUCCCUCGCCAAACAAGCUGCUGUCAACCGAUCCUGCCAGGCCGCACUACUAUAUAACCGUGGUCUAAUCCAUCCAUUCCAAGUCUCACGCCGCCUAAACCCAAACCCCCCCCCCCCUGCUCUUCUUCUCCCCCCCCCCCUCCCCUGUCCCGUCCUCUUCUUCCCUCCUCUCCCCGGUUCGCCCCUGUCCUUCAGCUCAUCCUUGGCCGUCUGAUUACCUUGCUGUGCUUUCUUCUUCCUCCUCUUUCCGGCUAUUUCCCUGUUCUUCCUCUCUUCCUCAUAAGCCUGGAGCUGCCCUGUUUUUCCCGUCCCUCUUCCUCCUCCUCCAUGCAAGCAAGGAAUCUUUCGCUCUCCGUCCUACUGCAUCGAUCCUAAUAGCUCGUGGUCCGGCACGUUUGUUUUUGUGAUCGCCCAUCAUGAGUGUCUUCAAAAAGGUUCUCAAUAUCCUCGCCCCCGACGCGAAAAAGGCGACGGACGGCCGUGAUCAAUGGCCGAAUCGGCUUUCCUUCGUGCUGGCCGCCAUGGGCGGCGCCGUUGGUCUCGGAAACAUCCUUCGGUAUCCCUCUGUUGUCUUUGAGAACAACGGCCUGCAGUGGUUCAUUCCCUACCUAAUCUCCCUCAUCUUCCUGGCAAUUCCGCUGCUCAUUCUGGAAAUCUCUAUCGGUCAAGCUGCCCGCGGUGGAGGUGUCAUCGCCUUCAACACGGUCAGCAAGCGCGCAAGAGGAGUCGGUAUCGGCACCAUCUUAACAGGCUACAUGGUUGCGACCUACUACGUUGCCAUUCUCAGCUGGGUCAUGAUUUACUUCCGCCACUCCUUCUACACCCCACAGGCUUGGGCCGGUAGAGGAGAGGAAUUCUAUAUGCAGGAUGUCAUCGCGAAUGUCGAACCCAUCCCCGGCACCUUCAGUGAAGAUGGCAAAUCCGUAGCCACAUAUGCUAGCUACCCAGGCACCGCCCUCGUUGGAGAGACUGUCGGCUGGGCAGCCUUCGUCUGGUUUGUUGUAUUCCUCUGCAUGUUCAAGGGAGUCGGCCUGUCAGGCCGGGUUGUGUAUGUGACUAUGGGUCUGCCGAUUGUCAUGAUUUUUGUCCUCCUUGGCCGUGGCGUGUCGCUUCCCAACGCUGUGGAGGGCGUGAAGAUGUACGUGGGUCACUGGGACAGUUCUAAGCUGGCUUCGGGUCAAAUCUGGCAGGCAGCUGCAGGUCAGAUCUUCUUCUCCACCGGCGUUGGUUUCGGUUACUUCACCGCAUUCGCAUCCUACAACCCAACCUUUGCGAAUGCAGUCCAGGACUCCAUCAUUAUCGCCUGUUGCAACUCUCUCUAUGAGGUUAUCGGCGCAUUCUCCGUCUUUGGCAUCGUCGGGUACCUCGGUCUGAAGCCUGAAGCGGGUGACAAGCUCGGAACAUUUACUGUUGGCUUCCUGACAUACCCACUGGCCAUUACAGAACUGCCUGCGUCUGCCUUCUGGGCGGUUGUGUUUUUCUUCACCAUCAUGCUCGUCGGUCUCAGCUCUGCCUACGCCCUCGUCGAGUCGGUGGUCACGCUCAUCGUUGACACAGACUGGGGCAAAAAGGUCCCACGUACCGUCGUGUGCACGGUCGUUAUUAUAGUAUCGUUCCUUCUAUCACUCAUGUACUGCUCCCAAUUCGGAUAUUAUCUUCUCGAUGCCGUCGACACGUGGCUUAACAACUUCUCUCUCCUCUUCAUGGCGUUUUCUGAGUGCAUUGCUAUCACCACCUUAUACCGCUACAAGGAGGUCGUCGGCCAGGUCGGAGGAAUUCCAUACCUCAUCUACAAUGUUGGCUACGUUUCCGCCAUGAUUCUCGGCAUCGGAGUAGGCCAUGCGACCACGCCUUGGGCCGGUGCUGUUAUGGGCUUUGGCCUCUUUUUCUUCUGCGCAGCCCUUUCUAUCUUACUUGCCAAGAACCCUGACACUCGUGCUCCUCGUUUCUGGGCCAAUAGUCCAAUGUUGGAACGUUUCUGGUGGAUCGCCUUCUACUCGGGCAACCAACUCACCCGCGAUCUCAACGUCGUCGUCGCAACUGGCAAAAACUGGAGAAUCCCCGUCUACUGGGGCCCCGUGGUCAAAUACAUCUCCGCCCCCAUCCUCGCCAUCAUCGUCGGUUUUGCCUAUCCCCUUUUCAACUCGAAGCGCAACGACCCGCUCCAUAUUUUUGCCUUUGCCGCCGCAAACGUUGUCAUGGUUCUCGUCGUCCUUGGUCUGGUCAUCCCACGGUCGCUGAGUCUCCUACUACCCGCCGAGCGCCUUAACAAGGUCGAGCACUACGCUCCUGGCGUGACACUGGCACCUGUUGAGGUCAACACGGGUGCCAUCGAGGAGACCUUCGAGGAAGCCGAGGAGAUGAAGCAGAAGCACUGAGAUCCCGUUUCCCCUCUCCACCCCUCUCUCCUUUCCCUUCAUCCCUCUACGCGCUCUUGUGUGUGUUUUUUCCAUCAUGCAUUCACAGGGCUUAUUUUUUAAUCUAUCUAUUUUCCAUUUGUUAUACACAUUCCCUCUUUUAUGACCCUUCUCAGGCUCCAAAAACCGAAAACAAUAAAUACAAAAAAUACAAUAAAGAAACACUAACUAAAUCAAGAAGAAACUCAAAGCCUCUCGAUCUAACUAGCUAGAGCCCCUCAAAUCUUUGUCAGUUAAAACAAUCGCUCUUCUUGCUUUUCAACAGCAUAUACCAGGCGAGGCUGCUUAUUGGUGCCUGCUCCACUGGGCUGAUCUUAUCCGAGAUUACCCAUAUUUAUCGGAUAGUUAGUUAUACAUACAUUAGGUACAUACACACGUACAUACAAAUACUACAAAUACAUAAUAAUAAUAGGGCAUUCUAGAAGGAAUUUUAGCUUUUUCCCCCAUACUUUCCACCUUCCUGUUUGCCUCUAGCGCUCCUACUAAAACCAAGCAAAAAACGUGUUCAGUGUAAAUUAAGUUUAUAGGCACGUAAUAUCAUUGGCCACUUAAAUUUACAAAAUUAAUUUGAAAAAAAAAAACUAUUUUAGAAUUAAAAAUAAAAAUAAAAUAUACUUUUCCAAGGAAAUACGAGCAU